This is a messenger RNA of Geodia barretti, 1038 nucleotides long. NCBI's taxonomy places the organism in Eukaryota, Metazoa, Porifera, Demospongiae, Tetractinellida, Geodiidae. The record is from the annotation of a GenBank genome assembly.
AUGGUUCCGGGGGACGAUCUGAAGUCUACCGUCGCCGCCGUUUUCGAGAAGAUGGGUGUGCCGCCCGAAGAUGCUCAGCUCGGCGCCGACGUGCUGGUGCUGGCCGACCUGCGCGGCGUUGACUCCCACGGUGUCUCCAAUAUGCUCCGCAGCUAUGUUAACGGGUACACCAGCGGACAGAUCAAUCCCAAUCCACAGAUGCGCGUUGUCCGUGAAACGCCCAGCACUGCCAGCCUCGACUCCGACCGGGGCCUGGGCAUCAUCACCACCCCCAAGGCGAUGGACAUGGCCAUCCGCAAGGCCGCGGAAGUGGGCAUCGGCAUGGUUACGCUGGGCAACGCCCGGCAUCUGGGCAUGGCGUCCUACCACGCCAUGAAAGCGCUGGAACACGACAUGAUCGGCGUGUGCAUGACCAGCUGCCCGCCCUCGGUCGUGCCAACGUUUGGCGCCGAACCACGUCUGGGCACCAAUCCCAUCGCCAUCGCCGUGCCCUCGCGUAACGAGCCGCCGUUUGUGUUCGACGCCGCCACGAGCACCGUCGCCGGCAACAAGGUGGGCAUCGCCCGACGCCUGGGCGUCAAGCUGGAACCGGGCUGGCUGGCUGACAGCGAGGGCACCCCCAUCAUGGAGGAGGCCGACGCGCCCGACAACUACACGCUGCUGACGCUGGGCAGCACGCGUGAACUGGGCUCGCAUAAGGGUUAUGGUCUGUCCUGCAUGGUGGACAUUCUCGCCGGCGUCCUGACCGGCUUCGGCUACGGCGCCGUUCCGGGCCGCCCUAAUUUCGGACACUACGUGGCCGCCUACAACGUGGCCGGAUUCGACGACCCCGACCACUUCAAAGACCAGAUGGACGAAUGGCUCCGCAUGAUGAAGACCACCCGGCCAGCCCCGGGCGAAGAGCGGGUCCUCGUGGCCGGCCAACCGGAAGCCGAGAUGGAAGAAAUCCGCCGGGUCGAGGGCAUCCCCCUGCACGAAGAGGUGGUGGACUGGUUCCACGACACCUGCGGCGAACUGGGCAUCGACUGCCCGUUCUGA